AUGAGUGGUGUUUAUAGUGGAUUACAAGCACGUAUCAAACACACUCAGCCACUUGCAUUAUACGUACAUUGCGCCGCUCACAAUUUAAAUCUUGUAAUUAAUGACUCGGUUAAAAAUAUUACUGAAAUUCAAAAUUUUUAUGAAAAACUUGAAUGCCUUUAUUCAUAUUUUGCAAAUAGUAUUAAAAGGUGGGCACACUUAAAAUCAGUGAGUUCUGUGUCUAUUUCACUCAAACGACUAUGUACUACUCGAUGGUCUUCACGAAAUGAUUGUUUAAAAGCGCUUAGUUUGCUUUACGUAGAUAUUUUAAAACUUUUAGCAUAUAUUUCACUUAUGGGUAGAAAUAAAGAUGAAAAAGGUAAAGCGUCAGGUCUUCAAAACUAUUUUCAAAAGUUUGAUGUAAUUUUAAUAAUUGUCAUCGAAUCAAAAAUUCUCAACUCAUUACAAAUUGUGUCACUAUUGCUACAAAAAUCGGAUAUAGACUUACUUAAAGCUUUUGAACUGCUUCAAACAGCCUUAAAUAAAAUAAAAGAAAUGCGUGAUAAAUUUGAAGAAGUGUUCGAGGAAGCUAAACAAAUAGCAAUUUUGUGGGGAGUCGAGCCAACGUUCACUAAAAUAAGAAAAACAAAAACAACUAAAUAUUUUGAUGAAUUAAGUAACGAUGAACGUCUCCAUGAUGCUGAACAAUAUUUUAAAACACAAAUUUACUAUCGUACUCUGGACAUAAUUAUCAAACAACUCGAACACCGUUUUAAUGGUAUGAACCAAGUAAUAAAACGUUUUUCUUCAAUAUUACCAAUUAAUAUAUGUUCAAUGAAUGAAAAUGAACUUAAACAUUUAACUACUUCUUUGGUAAACAAUUAUGAAAAUGAUUUAACAAUAGAUUUAGUCAACCAAAUUAUUCAAUUUAAACGUUCCGGCAAGUUUUCCAGAUUUAUGUACAGCUUGUUUUCUUUUUUUGACAAUACCAGUGACGGUGGCGAACGCAGAAAGAAGUUUUACUAA
This is a messenger RNA of Melanaphis sacchari, 1005 nucleotides long. RefSeq names its product zinc finger MYM-type protein 1-like. The record is from RefSeq and is a predicted model, not a curated record. The coding region runs from base 1 to 1005 and encodes 334 amino acids. The transcript has 2 exons. Lineage: Eukaryota; Metazoa; Arthropoda; Insecta; Hemiptera; Aphididae.